AUGGCUGAAGGAGAGAUGGCAGCUGUCAGUCGGGAGUGUCUGCAGGGCCUGGAUUUCCUCCAUUCCAACCGGGUGAUGCACAGGGAUCUGAAGAGCUCCAACAUCCUCCUGGGAAUGGACGGCUCUGUCAGGCUGGCUGAUUUUGGCCUCUGCGCUCAGCUCAGCCCUGAGCAGGACCGGCGCAGCUCCAUGGUGGGCACUGCUCACUGGAUGGCCCCAGAAGUUGUGACCAGAUCUCCUUAUGGCCCCAAGGUGGACAUCUGGGCCUUUGGCAUUGUGACCAUCGAGAUGGUGGAAGGAGAACCUCCUUACUUCAGGGAAACGGGGGCCAUGGCUCGCGCUCUGAUCCGGCAGAACGGGACCCCGCAGCUGCAGGAGCCCCGGCGCCUGUCGGCUCUGCUGCGGGACUUCCUCGAGUGCAGCCUGGAGCCGGACGAGGAGCGGCGCUGGGCUGCCCAGGAGCUGCUGCAGCACCCAUUCUUGUCAUCAGCCAAGCCUCUCUCCAGCCUGACCCCUCUGAUCACUGCAGCGAAGCAACUGAGGGAGCAGCGGAGGAGAUGAAGCACAUGAAGAGAGUUUCUUGUUACAGUAGUUAGGACAACUAGUUAGUUUUGGUAGUUAGCUCUGAUAGUUAUGGUAGUUAGUACUGCUAGUUGUUUAGGGUAGUUAGCACAGUUUGUUUGUUAUGGUUCUUGUUUGUUUUGGCAGUUUUUGGAAUAAAAACUCUCUCAAACCUCGA
Haemorhous mexicanus (house finch) is the source of this 739-nucleotide messenger RNA. Its product is annotated as serine/threonine-protein kinase PAK 3-like. The record is from RefSeq and is a predicted model, not a curated record. Gene Ontology annotation, cellular component: cytoplasm. The coding region runs from base 1 to 561 and encodes 186 amino acids. The transcript is spliced from 5 exons. Gene Ontology annotation, biological process: intracellular signal transduction; regulation of axonogenesis; protein phosphorylation. NCBI's taxonomy places the organism in Eukaryota, Metazoa, Chordata, Aves, Passeriformes, Fringillidae. Gene Ontology annotation, molecular function: protein serine/threonine kinase activity; ATP binding.